Messenger RNA from Aspergillus heteromorphus CBS 117.55, 942 nucleotides. RefSeq lists its product as uncharacterized. The record is from RefSeq and is a predicted model, not a curated record. Bases 1 to 942 code for a protein of 313 amino acids. The transcript is spliced from 3 exons. Lineage: Eukaryota; Fungi; Ascomycota; Eurotiomycetes; Eurotiales; Aspergillaceae.
AUGUCACUACAACGGACUUGGGGGCGAGUUGUAGGAGCACUUCGCGGAAGCUCUCACGCGGACUCUGGUGAAGCCGAUGUUGUCCUGGAGAAGCUUGAGACGUGCUACAACGUUCUACUCAAGGCGGAAACGGGUCCCAUCCCACCCGAUGUUUUGUGUCAGCUCCCUGUAUCUCUGUCCAUGGUGAGUCGUGAGUCCAUGGCAUGCGCCAACAACAUCAAGUUCUUUGUCCCGUGGAGUGAGGAGGCCCUGGAGCGCCACCCAAGGAAUCUCGCGCCGGGGCCGGAGAAUGUCAGGCUUUCGAGAACGGAGAAGAUAUUGAAAGACGGCUCGCAAUACUUCAUUGGCAUUGGGGCUUGGCAUACAUAUCGGUGGGCGUCUCAUAUGUCUUCUCGACUGGUAGAAGAGGUGGACAUUGCCCCUCGAAUGGGAACGGAGGACAAUAGACGUCCAUUGAAGAGCUUAACUGGCUGGAGGCACUCCGAAGCCAUUCCCGAUGAACCCACCCUUCCACAGCCAUGGUUCUAUAAAAGAGAUUCAUACGACUGGCACCCGGACUUCUACUGGACCUUGCGCGGCAACACGUACCCACAUAUAAAAAUCACGAUGCACCACGGCGUCGAUGGUGUGGAUGGUGUGCUGUUGAGAGAGGAGCUCCUGGUGAUCAUCGUCGUGAUGAUCAGUCGGCUGGAGAGCGAGAACUUUCGACAGCAUGUCAUUGUUCCUAUUAUGAUGUUUUCAUUUAUGGGAACCCGUCAUGGUCGCAUACUUCUCGCCCAUUGCACUCAAGACGGUCUUGUUAUCGAGAUGUCGGCUCUGUAUCCCUUUCUAGUUGGAGAAGAGGAUUGGUGCAGCUCGCUUGCUUUAUUUACGCGCUUUCUCGCAGCUGGCCCCUCGCGUGCGGAUACGACUCGCCUUCCUGCUAGCGUUGAUCUAGCUUGA